Molecule: messenger RNA, 616 nt
Organism: Dermacentor silvarum
Lineage: Eukaryota; Metazoa; Arthropoda; Arachnida; Ixodida; Ixodidae
Product: 2-Hydroxyacid oxidase 1
Exons: 3
Coding region: 23-310 (95 amino acids)
Molecular function (GO): oxidoreductase activity
Source: RefSeq, a predicted model, not a curated record
GGUAGCUGCUGCCGUGCGAGGUAUGCCGGUCGAGGUGUACGUGGACGGGGGAGUGCGCGAGGCUGCAGACGUCGCCAAGGUACUGGCACUGGGCGCCAAGGCUGCCUUCAUCGGGCGCCCCGUCGUCUGGGCGCUCGCGCAAAAGGGAGAAGAUGGUGUGGCCAACUUGUUAGAGAACUUCAGGAAGGACUUGGAUCGGAUUCUCGCUCUUUUAGGCUGCCCUUCAGUGGAUGACAUCGACUCGUCAUUUGUGCGGUGUCACGACUCCAGCAGCGGAAGUCUGGAGCAGCAAAGCGUACAAGAGGCGUAGAAAAGAAGAUAUAAGGACCGCAAGUGGAGUGGGAAAUGGUUCCUUGCGGCAAUAUGCAUGUGCGAGUUGGACGCGGUAGUCAGCGUCCUAUCGCGUUCCAUUGGCGCUUAAUAAUUAGUCCGGCGUUCUGCGCACCUCACAGAAUUAAAGUGGUAGCACCUCUGCACGUAUCCCGGAGCACGAGGUACAAUUGGGAACAAGAAAAUAUACAAACUUGUUAUUCGAGUCAUAAUGCAUACUCAUCAGACAUGGCUUCUGUAAAAACAUGCGUGUAUUCCAGCUCGUCAGCAGAAUAAAAGAGAAGAA